AUGAGUCUCGAGAUAUCUCCAAGGUCCGUACGAUUCUCUCACGGGCACGAGGAGGAUAGUACAGAGACUCUCAAAGCGCCAAGGGCGAUGGAACGUCCGCAUGCUCAGACGAGCGACUCUGGCGGUUCCGCUUCAUCUGCAGAUUCGCAGGAGUCUGCUCUGCUAGGGAUAGACGCAAGGACUGCUAAUGGCAGCAUACACGCCUCCCAGCUCUCUCAAAUGGAGACACGACCGCCCAUUACAAGCAUGAAUUCGAGCAUGCGCUCCCACCGCGGCAGCAGCGAUGCCAAUGGGACGUAUCCCAACACCAUGCCUAUGAACAGCGCAACUUCAAGACCACAAAGGCCCACUGCUCCAGCACGAACGCCGUCAAGCACCUAUGCGCCUGCUCGUCGGCCGCUUCAGUCCCCUUAUAUUUCGACGGUACAGGAUCGUAAUCGGACGGGGUCUUCGACACGGUUUAGUAGAACCGACCCUAGCACCGCGUAUCGUGCGCAGGAGAAGGGAUACAUACAGCGACUGCGACAGGACCAACCCUCCGAGUACUUCGAACCCUAUACGCCGAGCCUGGGUUAUGGAACUGGAUCAGAUACCGAAGAGGAGUCACCUUCAGACCAACUAUUUGGGGAUAACGACGUCUACGACCAGGAGACCUUGCUCUUCUAUGGGAAUGAUGAUGUGCAGCCAACCGAAGAGGAUCUACAGGAUCCACUAAAACGAGAAAGACUGGAAUGGCACGGCAUGUUAGCAUCAGUCCUUACCGGAGAUGUUGUUAGGCAAGAAAAGAAACGUUUGAUAGGAGCUUCGGAAAAACAGGGAGAAAACUUGAAUGUUGAGAUAUGGAUGGGAAUACGUUCCAAGGUCUGUGGCCGCACCCUAGCAGCACAAAGAAGAAUUGUAGAGGAUGCCCGUCAUGGUCUGGACAACCUAAUCGACGAGAUCAUUAAAUUCGAAGUUCAGGGGCAGAGCGAGGCUGGCAAGUCCCCUGUGGAACAAGUUCGGGAUGUUGUAAAGAAAAUCGAGAGGUGUGAAGGGCUAUAUCCUACUCGAUCUGCUUUAGAGGAAGACAAGAAGAUUGCUGCUUCUCCCCAGUUCCAAACAACAUACAAUGCCGUCCUCUCGUGGCACAAUACUACUGAGCUUAUUAAUACCGAGCUUGGAAUUCUGCAGAGCUGGGUGGGAAAUCCAGAACUGGAUUUCAAUAAGGCGAAAGAUCAAUCUCCUUCUGGAAAUGGACUGACAGACGAAUCCUCGUUCAUUGACCGACUUCUGAAGGAAGAUGGCCUCAAGUCGUUGCAGGGAGAAAAGAGCAUCUUGCUCGGCGUCACAAAAGUCAUUGAGAAAGCAAAAAGCACCUUGAUACAAAACUCCGAAAUCUUUGCCCGGCGGCAUCUGCCACCUUAUAUCGAAGAACUUUUAACCCUCAUCAACUUCCCAUCUCGUUUGAUCGAAGAGAUUAUUAAAGUACGGUUGCAAUUUGCUAGAAAGAUGAAGGAUUCAGCCCAGCAGAAUGCUAUGAUGCAAGAACAGAUGAUAUCUCAAUUCCAGAUCCUCCUCAAAUUGGCAGUCCAAAUCAAGCAGGAGUAUGUCAAGAUUUCACAACCCGAACCUGGCUGGGACCUUCCGCCAUGUAUCGACGAAUCGUUCGACCAGGUUGUGCUAGAUGCGUUGAAGUUCUAUUUCAAAAUGCUCAAUUGGAAACUUGGUAGUAACAGAAAUACUUUCAAGGAAGCCGAGGUUUUAGAGCAAGAAUGGGAGUUUUCUAAUGAGAUCGGCCGGCAUUUGCAAGGCGGUGAUGUGGAGGUUGCGGAGCAGUUCAGUUCCCUCACUUUCAAGGCCUUCAAUCGGUUAAGCCAAACCUUUGAGCGUGAUCUACAGCGAAAGCCUAAAGAGAGCGCUGCUGAGAUGACCAAACGUUACAAGCAAAGUCUUGACUCCGUCCGCGUUCGUCAGCGCAUGUUGCAGCGUUUUUCUCGAGUCUUGAAUGAUCGCUUUGAGAAUUCAAGCGACUUCAGCAUGGCUCUGGGACGUGAUGACCUGCAACAUCUAUAUGGAAGGCUUAUUGAGUCGGGCCAUUUCCUGGUCUACACCGCGAGCAUCGAGCACGACGGCAUAUUCUUGAUAGCCUCGCCCUCAUUAUACAACCGGCCGCAAGAUAUUCAAUCAAUUCUAGGAACUUGUUUUCAUUCGGCAGAUGUGCCUGAAGAUCCAACAAACCCAUAUAUACUUGUUCUUAGACCUGAGGUCCAAAUGCCCUGGGAUGGUAGACAAGUCGAUGCAGAUAUUCCUGAGCCAUCAACCGACGUCAAGCUUGGCCAUCUCCGUCUGAUUGCUGAUGGCUCUCAAGCUAGACUGUCGAAUGCACGGUCCUCGUUCCUCGAAUCCAUUGAGAUGCAUCUAGACAUGGUCGUUGAGCAGCGGUCAAACCUCAAAAAGGUCAAUAUGAGGUUGACUGAAAUCAAAAGAGUAGUGUAUAAACUAUCUGGUCUCAUCAUGGAUAGUGUUGAGAUUGUGCGCAAGCAGACUGUAGGUUUAGACUGCCAGGAGCUAAUACAAACAUGCUUCGUUUUUGCGACGGAAUUUGGUCAACGCUCGUUGUUAUACAUGGACCGAAACCGGAAACAAAUGAACAAUCUAAAACUCACGAAAUUAGCUUUGGAUUGGGUCAGCUUCAUUUGCGAUGAUUGCAUCGCUAAUGACAGAAAGACCUUCAGAUGGGCUGUUCAAGCCUUGGAAUUCGCCAUGGUCAUGACCACUGGCCAGCACAUCCUAGCACUAGGUGAGGAUGAGUAUGCUCGUCUUCGAGCCAAGGUAGCGGGUUGUAUGUCUCUACUGAUCUCUCACUUCGACAUCAUGGGAGCGAGAUCCACACUCGCAGCUCAGGCCGAGAAGCAAAAGAUAGAAGCUAUCAGUAACCAGUUCAGAAAGAUGGAUAUGAAUCGUAUGAUGAAUGACGAGGAAUCGGCGAAGUAUGUUCUUGAGUCCAGGCUUCAAGAACUUGCAAGACUUGAUGAUACGCGAAAGCAGAAAGAAGCUGAAAGGCAGGCACUUGGGCGCGUGAUGGAGGGAACCAACGAAGCGGACCGUUCGCUGACUUACCUUUCUUCUUCGGCUUCCAAUGUCAACAUGAGGUGGCAACAAGGACAGUUCGUAGGAGGUGGCACAUUUGGUUCUGUGUAUGCUGCUAUCAAUCUCGAUUCUGGUCAACUUUUAGCCGUAAAAGAGAUCCGUCUGCAGGAUCCAACACUCAUUCCGACUAUUGCUGGUCAAAUCAGGGACGAAAUGAAUGUCCUCGAGGUCCUGGACCAUCCCAACGUGGUUUCUUAUCAUGGAAUCGAAGUGCAUCGCGACAAAGUUUAUAUCUUUAUGGAGUUCUGUUCUGGUGGUUCUUUAGCAGGUCUCUUAGAGCACGGCCGUAUUGAAGACGAACAGGUCAUCAUGGUCUAUGCCUUACAACUGCUAGAAGGUCUCGGAUACCUACAUGAAAGCGGCAUCGUGCAUCGCGAUAUCAAACCCGAGAACAUUCUUCUCAACGAAAACGGCGUAAUCAAAUAUGUCGAUUUUGGCGCUGCAAAGGUCAUUGCCCGUCAAGGGAAGACGCUCAUCGCUGCAGCAACAGGCAAAACCGAAAAGGCCAAGUCGAUGACUGGAACACCAAUGUACAUGUCCCCUGAAGUCAUCAAAGGCGAAAACCCGGGUCGUGCUGGCGCUGUCGAUGUUUGGUCUCUUGGAUGUGUAAUUCUCGAAAUGGCAACUGGCCGUCGGCCAUGGGCAUCUCUCGACAACGAAUGGGCUAUCAUGUACAACAUUGCUCAGGGCAACCCUCCACAACUUCCUACCAACGAACUCAGUCCUCAAGGCAUCGACUUUCUCAGAAGAUGUUUCAUCCGCGAUCCUAAACAACGUGCUUCGGCCGCUGAACUUCUACAACAUGAAUGGAUCAUGGCCAUUAAGUCUCAGGUAUCCAUCGACCCCGGAACACCGAGUGACAGUGGAUCUUCCACAUCGACUCACUCAUUGUCCCGUAGCAGUCUGGUCUGA
Molecule: messenger RNA, 4041 nt
Organism: Glarea lozoyensis ATCC 20868
Lineage: Eukaryota; Fungi; Ascomycota; Leotiomycetes; Helotiales; Helotiaceae
Product: Protein kinase-like (PK-like)
Exons: 2
Coding region: 1-4041 (1346 amino acids)
Biological process (GO): stress-activated MAPK cascade; protein phosphorylation
Cellular component (GO): cytoplasm
Molecular function (GO): MAP kinase kinase kinase activity; ATP binding
Source: RefSeq, a predicted model, not a curated record